CAGCACUGCGCGUGAACGGAAAAGACCAGGAAACGGCAAGAUGGCGUUCGACGGAGAAGACUUAUUGUGGUUAUGAUAGUACUUUGUUCUUAAUCCGUACGUACAUGUACACAUAUAUGCUGUUUAAUAGUGCAAACUUCGUUAAUAUUUGUUUGUGUCGGAUAAAUUAGUCUGAGCGCACUUUGACGCUCCUCGUGUUAGCUUAGCUUAGCGUGCUAGUUAGCUUAGCGUGUUAGCUGCUAACAAAGAGAGGCGGAAGUGAUCAAAACACAUCGCUAAGCAGAGAUCAAGUGUGAGUGUAAAGUGUUGUGAUUGUGUGAAAAUGUGCGAAAGAACGAUAGCAGAGUACGAGGAGGAACUACUGGACGCUGUUUUCGAAGAAUAUGAAGUUUUGUCACAAAGAACAGACCAGCAGCUCCCCCACAUCAAAGAGGAAGAGGAGGAAGUGUGGAUCACCCAGGUGGGAGAGAGUCUUCUCGGGCAGGAGGAGGCUGAUCUCACCAAGUUUCCACUGACUGUUGUCUCUGUGAAGACUGAAGACCAUGAAGACAAACCACCUGAGUCCUCACAGCUUCAUCACAGUCCAAAUGUCUGUGAAGAACAUAUUCUCCCUGAGCAGCAGGAGUGGACCUCCAGGAUAGAGCAGGAGGAGCCGCAGCCCCCCUAUAUUAAAGAGGAGGAGGACCCAAAGCCGCCCCACAUCAAAGAUGAAGAGGAGGAGUCGCAGCCCCACCACAAUAACAAGGAAAAAGAGGAACACAGCGACGAUCUUAAAGGACUGGAGGAGGUUGAUGUCACCAAGAUGCCAGUGACUGGUGUCCCUGUGAAGAGUGAAGGUGAUGAGGUCAAAGGUGAAAGUGAGGAGGAGAGAGAGGCGGAGCCUCCAAGCAGCAGCUCAACUCAACACAUGACAACAGAAGCUGAUGGAGACCACUGUGGAGGAUCACAAGCAGACAAGCUCUUAGCUCCACUAUCAGAUAGUGAGGACACAACGUCACACUCUCCUGACACUGAUGAUGAAGACUCUAAAGAUGAUAAGACAUGUCACACUGACAACACACACUUCACAUGUUCUCACUGUGACAAAACUUUUAAUGACCGUCACAAUAUGAAAAGACACAUGAGAAUACACACUGGAGAAAAACCUUUUUCCUGUUCAAAAUGUGGUAAAAGCUUUCAACGAAACGACGUGUUGAAAGACCACAUGAGAACACACACCGGAGAUAAACCUUUUUCCUGCUCAGAAUGUGGUAAAAGUUUUGUAAAACAUAGCCAUUUGAAAGUGCACAUGAGAAUACACACUGGAGAAAAACUUAAAAAAGAUAAGACACGUCACACUGACAAUACACGCUUUAAAUGUUCUCACUGUGACAAAACCUUUAUAUACCGUUGUGCUCUAAUAACACACGUGCGAAAACACACUGGAGAAAAACCUUUUUCCUGCUCAGAAUGUGGUAAAGGAUUUGUACGACAUGGCUAUUUGAAAGUACACAUGAGAAUACACACUGGAGAAAAACUCAAUACCUGUCCAAUCUGUGGUAAAACCUUUUUAGAAAAACACCAUUUAAAAGCACACAUGACAACACACACUGGAGGUAAAUCUUUAUCCUGUUCAGUAUGUGGUAAACAUUUCGUAUGGAAACGAUAUUUGAAAGAACACAUGCAACUACACACUGGAGAGAGAACAGUUUCCUGCUCAGAAUGUGGUAAAGUUUUUACACAACAAAAUAAAUUAAAAGUACACAUGAGAACCCACACUGGAGAGAAAGUGUUUAGUUGCAGUGUGUGUAAUGAGAGAUUCUCUUACGGGAAUCAGUGUAAGAAACACAAGUGUGCUGGUGAGAACAGCAGCAGCAAAUGAAGUUGCAGGAUUUGAAAUAUACUGUCAAAACUUUGUUAACUUUGACUUUCUAACAACAUCAGCACAUGUAACAUAUAAUGACUGUCUCAGAAUCCUGCUCGGAAAGCCCAUUUAAACUGAUGUUUAAAUGUAUAUGUAGACUGCAGGGGUCCAAGAAUGAUCUUAUUAUACAGAUUACCAAUCCUAGGUGUAAUUCUAUAUUUUUAUUGUUUUAUUGCUGCUUUUAUUCAUUUAUUAGAUGUCUUGUACUGAAUAUGCACAAGCACUGUUUUUUAAUAUUAUGUGAUAAUGCCUUUUGUACUGUAUUUUCUUUAUUUUAUGUACUGUAUGUAAUUUUAUGUCUACUUGGACAUUAGAGUCUGCAAUAAAGCUUGAUUGAUUGAUAUA
Entelurus aequoreus (snake pipefish) is the source of this 2248-nucleotide messenger RNA. RefSeq names its product oocyte zinc finger protein XlCOF22-like. Bases 323 to 1861 code for a protein of 512 amino acids. The transcript is spliced from 3 exons. Gene Ontology annotation, molecular function: RNA polymerase II cis-regulatory region sequence-specific DNA binding; DNA-binding transcription factor activity. The record is from RefSeq and is a predicted model, not a curated record. Gene Ontology annotation, biological process: regulation of transcription by RNA polymerase II. Lineage: Eukaryota; Metazoa; Chordata; Actinopteri; Syngnathiformes; Syngnathidae.